Messenger RNA from Chenopodium quinoa (quinoa), 507 nucleotides. RefSeq lists its product as uncharacterized. The transcript has a single exon. Bases 1 to 507 code for a protein of 168 amino acids. Gene Ontology annotation, molecular function: nucleic acid binding. The record is from RefSeq and is a predicted model, not a curated record. NCBI's taxonomy places the organism in Eukaryota, Viridiplantae, Streptophyta, Magnoliopsida, Caryophyllales, Amaranthaceae.
AUGGAGAAAACAGUCGCUAGGACAAAGAAGGAUUGGUCGGUUAAGACCGACGAUGCAUUAUGGGCUUACCGAAAGGCAUUCAAAACGCCAAUUGGUACCACUCCAUAUAGAUUGGUGUAUGGAAAGGCAUGUCACUUACCCGUUGAGCUAGAACACCGAGCAUUUUGGGCCAUCAAGAGUUUAAAUUUUGAUGCUCAAGCAUCGGGUGAAAAGAGAUUGAUGCAGUUAAAUGAGCUCGAUGAGAUCCGUCUUGAAGCCUAUGAAAGUUCAAAACUGUACAAAGAAAAGACCAAAAGGUGGCAUGAUAAAGGUCUUGUGAGAAGGGAAUUCAAGGAAGGAGAUCAAGUCCUUUUAUUCAACUCAAGAUUGAAACUAUUUUCCGAUAAACUUUGUUCUAGGUGGUCGGGCCCAUCCAAGAUUUGCAAAGUCUACCCCUAUGGUACUAUUGAAUUAUGGAACAAAAAUGAUGGUACUUUUAAGGUGAAUGGCAAGAGAUUAAAACACUAA